Ruditapes philippinarum (Manila clam) is the source of this 1083-nucleotide messenger RNA. RefSeq names its product eukaryotic translation initiation factor 4E-binding protein 1-like. Bases 155 to 496 code for a protein of 113 amino acids. The transcript has 3 exons. The record is from RefSeq and is a predicted model, not a curated record. NCBI's taxonomy places the organism in Eukaryota, Metazoa, Mollusca, Bivalvia, Venerida, Veneridae. Gene Ontology annotation, biological process: negative regulation of translational initiation. Gene Ontology annotation, cellular component: cytoplasm. Gene Ontology annotation, molecular function: eukaryotic initiation factor 4E binding.
UUGGACAGCGGAAACACACGAGCAAUAACGACAACAAGCGAAUGUGCCAUGUGACUCGGGGUAAAUAAGGAAAGAAAACAGCUGACGUUUGAUGUAAAUAAACACAGAAAGGAACCAUUUUUUCGAUUUCUUUCUCCCCUUCUUCUGUUGCAUAAUGUCUCAGAAAGCUUCACCUCAAAAGACAAUGACAGGAAGGGAAAUACCAAAUCGUAGGAUUGCAGAUAUUUCGAAUUUGCCAGCGGAUUACUCGACGACCCCUGGUGGAUCUAUCUUUUCUACAACGCCAGGAGGUACUAGAAUAUUUUAUGAAAGGUCAUUCCUGAUGAAAUGUAGAGAAUCUCCUUUGGCAAAAACACCUCCAGCAAAUAUGGCAAAUAUUCCAGGAGUAACCUCCCCUGGCAAUGUUGAUGCAAAAGAGAAUGGUGUUCAAGAUCCAAAGCCUACAAUAGUUGAGAAGGUCAGUGAAGAAAAUCCACAAUUUGAAAUGGACAUUUAGAAAACCCAGCUUGCCUUACAGCGUGUUUAUAGUAACAUUAUUAAUCUUCAGGUACAGAGCUGGAGUAACUAUUUCCUUAGAGAUUACUGACUGAACAUGUAUGAACAUCAGCAGCUUGACUACACUAAGUACCGGAUGAUCUGUCUUGUUUACUAUGUUACUCUAAAGGAUUUACUUUAAUCUUCAUACAGUUGCUCCUCCUCAUCAUCAACAUAUACAUGACAAUGGUUAUUAACUUGGGUUCCUAUAUACAAGAAUGAUUGAUUCCCACAUUUAGAAUCACAUUUAUAGAAAUUGUUGACUAUUAACAAUAUGUCAUUAAUCAAGGAUUUUACUUCAGAUUUAAGAUAAGUCUUUCCUUAUCAAACAUAUUACAAAGGUUAGGGGUUCAUUUCUCUGGCACCUUAUUUCAAAAAUUCUCUGUCAUUGAAUUUUGAAAUUCAUUUAAAGAGUAUUUUUACCAAGUCUUUUUAAUUCCUUCAGGGGUUUACUUCAAAAUGCUUUCAUUAUAUAUUGGAAAAAAGCACAUAUAUUUUGAUAUCAAAAUUGAUGUGCAUGAGAUUGUAUUUUUACAUGUAUAUUAUUGU